This is a messenger RNA of Punctularia strigosozonata HHB-11173 SS5, 1451 nucleotides long. RefSeq lists its product as uncharacterized. The transcript is spliced from 8 exons. Lineage: Eukaryota; Fungi; Basidiomycota; Agaricomycetes; Corticiales; Punctulariaceae. The coding region runs from base 211 to 1410 and encodes 399 amino acids. The record is from RefSeq and is a predicted model, not a curated record.
GAUCAAGCAUCCGUGCACCGACGACGAAAUCCGUCCCCUACGCAUUCAGCGGACGAGUGGAUCUCCACGGCUCGGUCACUGCUCAGUAAUCGCCGAAGACUUGCCUCUCUGGGCUGCUUGCUCUGUCUUCUGUCCCUAGCGUCGCUCUUAAUUCUGUCCUCGUCCGUGCGGAUUCAGGAUGCCCAGCACGUGGACAAUACGUGCAAACCGAUGGAGCCAGUGAAAGAGCAGCUUCUCGUGCUGGGACCACCAACGACGCGAUUCAGGGACAAUAUUCGAAAUGAUACGAAGUACAUCACCUCGUGGAUUUCUGCGGGUUGGACGAACGACGUGAUGACAUAUGGUAACCUCAUCUACCUCGGCAUGAUCACAAACCGCGUGCCUGUCAUUCCACCUUUCACUUCUUCCGGCCACAUAGGCUUCGCUCAACCUGUACCUUUCGGAGAUAUAUUCGACAUUCUUCGACUGCGUAAGGCUGUCGGACCUAUCUUGGAAUGGCGGGAUAUCAAAGACCCGGAGAGCGAGGAAAUAGAGGACAUCGGCUGCUGGAACAUAUGGGAAGCCGUCCAGUACGAACAUAAAAACCCCAGGCAUAGUCACGUCCCUACUUGGUUGAACCUAGACAUAUCUUACACUCGUGCUCCGGAUUGGGUUAAGCUUCUACCAGGCUUUGGGCCCGAUCAGCACAGCACGUUCUGGUCUCUUGCCCCCCUCGCUUACCCGGAGGCGCGAAAUGCGAGCCUCGGUAACAUCCUACCCUCGCCGAUACACAAGGCCAAGCUAGACCCGGACGAACAUAUGCUUUGCUACGACUUUUUAUACUACGUAACACUCAACAAACCAUGGGAAUGGGACACAGACUAUGCUCCGAUGUGGCGAGAGGUCGUCAAGCACUUCCGCUGGACAUCGAAAAUGGAAGAUCUAGCAAGGACUUCCCUUCGCGCUACCUUUGGGCUCCCCGAACAGGAAACCAUCCCUCCGUUUAUCUCCGUCCAUGUGCGGCACAAUGAUUUCUUGGAUUGGUGCGGUGAUGUCCCCCGCGAAGAGUGCUUCGCGUCUCUGCCGGUCGUCGCACGUCGCGUUGAAGAAGUGCGAACAGAGCUCCGCGAGCGCAAGGGGUUGGCUGUCGACACAGUGGUGAUGACUAGCGAUGAGAAAGAUCCGGAAUGGUGGCAGGAUGUUAAGAAGCUUGGCUGGGUGCCGAUUGAUCACGCAGCAUUGCGAACGGUGGAUAUGCAUGGGAAAUGGUAUCCCAUAUUGAUCGAUGCGGUAAUACAGAGCAUGGGCGCGGGAUUUGUUGGAACUGACCGCAGCACUAUGAGCAUGCUAGCUCGCAGACGUGUACAGGAUUGGCACAAUGGAGCUGUACGCGAUGUCAAGUGGGGCUAUCUAGAUGCAGACGCCCACUGAGCACUCCGGUAUAUCUUUCAUAAUGAAGGCGCAUUUUCUCC